AUGGUACCACGAGACAGACGCAGCACGCUCGGUGGCAAGAAGCAGUGGAAUGCUGCAGCUUUACCGGAAAGUGGCGACAGGACUGAAGACCAGUACAACAGUUGGGGGCCUGGUGGUGGAGUGCGAGGCAGUGGGACGCAGCGGCCAGCUAGCAGGUGCAACCUGUUUGCGGCCCAGCCGCCAGCUGGCCGGCCGGCGCUCGCAGUGCCGCGCAGCCGCCGGCUGCCCGCCGCAUCGAUCGCCGCCGCGGCCGCGGCCGCGCCUCCGCUGCCACGUGUCCGCAGCUGGCCGCCGCCCGGCCGCACGCACUACGCCACCGCCCACUCCACGUCGCCGGCCAGCGGCUGGCCCGAGACGGCCGAAAGUCGGCCGGCGAGUAGCGUACAGCGGCAGCGGCUCGCCCCCGCGAGAUCCGCCCCCGGGGGCGGCGCGUGUGGCGGCGGCGGGCCUCCAUCUGUUAGCGCGCGGCCGGCCGCCGCCCCCCCGGACGACCGCUGCCGGGCGGCGCUCGAUAUCGCCGCCGAAAAGAAGCGGCGGGGGCUGGCAAUGAGGCCAUAUGUUUGA
Molecule: messenger RNA, 564 nt
Organism: Schistocerca americana (American grasshopper)
Lineage: Eukaryota; Metazoa; Arthropoda; Insecta; Orthoptera; Acrididae
Product: nematocyst expressed protein 3-like
Exons: 4
Coding region: 1-564 (187 amino acids)
Source: RefSeq, a predicted model, not a curated record